UUGCGGUCCGCUUUUUCUCACGCCGGGUCGAACUCGGUUCGGUAUCAUGGAGGAGGCUGAAAUGCAGCUGAAAGUGAAAAAGGUGACAGACAAGUUUACAGAGAGCAUGUAUGUCCUAGCCAAUGAACCUUCUGUUGCAUUGUAUCGGCUUCAAGAACAUGUCAGGCGGUCUCUCCCAGAACUGGCCGAACACAAAGCUGACAUGCAGAGCUGGGAAGAACAGAGUCAAGGAGCCAUUUACACCGUAGAAUAUGCCUGCAGUGCCAUCAAGAACAUGAAGGACAGUAGCAUGUAUUUCAAGAACAUCGAAGGGCUCCUGAGACAUGCCAUUGCCGUCAAAGAUCGGUUGAAUUCUGCACGGAGGUAGCCCUGGAGAUCCAGAUCUGGGAAAACUCCAUGGCCAUCCUCUCUAUUUAGGGAGAGAAGCUUCAGAUGCCAAGGGGAAGCCGCUCUACACACCAAUGCGACCAAGAUACGUUUAUAUUAACCAGUCUCCAGGUUUAAUCACUUUGUAACAUCAAUAAUUACUGUUAAUUUAACUACAAGCAAAGAACAUAUAUUAGCAAUACUUCAUUUCCAAGGAAGAAACGCUGUAGCCGAGUUCUUAUUGUGUCCUGGUCUUGUACAAGAGCUGGGAUGAGACCGGAUUGGCUUGGUGGAGUAAGUGGGUGGGGAGAGAAUGCACGGAAUCCCAUUAUAUCGAGCCAAACUAUUGGCCUAAGUAGCUCAUGAUGGAUGGGAAGUUGGUCACAUCUCUCCUGAGCCUCCGAUGUGCCAGCUCUACUUGGAAAUCUCAGAUUUUGAACCUCUUCUACUUGCAUAACAAGUGUUGUGCCUUUUGUACUGGCUGCCUAUUCUUCCAGUUCUACCCGCUCCAUCUUCUCCUCUCCUUCCCUUUUUCAAGAUGUCCCAAGUGCUUUUCCUUCUGUUCUCACAGACAAAGGGAGAUUUUUGCCAUCUCCUGCAGGCAAUCUUAGAUUUAAGAUGACCCCCACUACUCCGCCCUACACAAGGGAAGGUUAAAAGAGACAAACCAGGCUACCGAAUUCAGCCCCUCCCAGUUCAAGCUCAGUUAUGUAGAAGAAGGCUUCCGUUUUCUCCGUCCGACAAAUACAUAUAAUGAGAUUUCAGAAGGGUAAAGAUGUUAACUGGGAAUGCAGCCAGUCACUUGUGCUGCAGGGACCAACAUCAUCCCAAGUUUGACUUCGAUUCUUAGCAUGCUCAUUCUAUUUUACACAGAGCUCUUCUCACACUGAACCUAAUGGGUUUCUGGUUCUGUAUGAAGAGUUGGCCAGACCUCAUUUGUGUAUCUGGUGAGAGCCCACUUUUCCAAGGACUGCAUCAAUGCCUUCCAUCCACUUUUCAUGGUCUCCAAAGCCCCCCCCCCCCAAACUUCAAGGAAUGAAAAUCAGAGACUCCUCUCUUACCCUUUUGAAGUGGGGAUCACAACCCACUGAAAGUGUAGGAAUCCAUGCAGUUGGAUGGAUGU
Molecule: messenger RNA, 1489 nt
Organism: Thamnophis elegans (Western terrestrial garter snake)
Lineage: Eukaryota; Metazoa; Chordata; Lepidosauria; Squamata; Natricidae
Gene: BORCS8
Product: BLOC-1 related complex subunit 8
Exons: 4
Coding region: 47-367 (106 amino acids)
Cellular component (GO): BORC complex
Source: RefSeq, a predicted model, not a curated record